Molecule: messenger RNA, 915 nt
Organism: Diversispora eburnea
Lineage: Eukaryota; Fungi; Glomeromycota; Glomeromycetes; Diversisporales; Diversisporaceae
Source: the annotation of a GenBank genome assembly
AUGUCUAGUGUCACCACCUCUCCUAGUAAAGCCUCUCCCAGUUCAAUGGCGAGUUUUGCCUCUCUUACCGAUACAUCAGUUUCAACAGUUUCAACUCCACUUAAUAUCCAAAAAACGGAAGAACAGAAGAAAUACCGCCAGUUUUGGUGGAAAACUGGAAACUUUCACCCAAAAGCAAAUUGGAAUGAAGGUUUUUGGGAAUGGAAAAAUAAUACCGUUCGUGUUAUCGAAUUUCCUUCUCCCUUUCACGAGGGACCUGUCCAUACAAUUGUGAUGAAAUUGGGUGCAGUGUUUGAUCCCGUGGAAAACACUCUUGCUGGCAUUAAAGCUUGUGGAGCGACAAGCAGAGAGCAAGAUGCGUCUUUUCGACCUUAUGGAAAACCCCCAGUGCCCAGUGGUGGAUAUGAUGGAGGGAAUAUGCCCUGGCCCAAUCUUAUAAUAGAAGUCGUAUAUGGCCAAUCUAUGUCAGUUCUUAAGGAUAAAAUAGAUAAUUACUGGCUCCUUCCGAAUAGAGUCCACGACGCCAUUGCCAUUAAACUAAAUUACGCACAAAAUAAUAAUGUUCCAACAGAGAUGACAGCAUGGCAUUAUUGUGUAAACAAUCGAACAGUUGUUGGUGCGCUCGCCCCCGUAAUGUAUGAAUUUGGUACGACUGAUCGUCAAGGCAAUCAAAUUAACAUUCUACCUGGGCAAUGCGUUAUCAAUAUUCCGUUGCAAUGUAUUUACCAUGGAAUGCUUAACCUUAACAUUCCUGCCCUUCCCCUACCUAACCUUAUUUCCAUUGAUCUCUUCUCUGUCCGAAAUAAACUUAGAAAGGAGAAUGCGAAGUUAAAGCAUGGCAAAGAAGAAGCUGAAACCGAGAAUGCAAAGUUGAAGCAAGCUUGGAAGAGCAUGAAACCCGAAUCACAAAUCUAG